Molecule: messenger RNA, 1275 nt
Organism: Rotaria sordida
Lineage: Eukaryota; Metazoa; Rotifera; Eurotatoria; Philodinida; Philodinidae
Source: the annotation of a GenBank genome assembly
AUGUUUAUAUCUUUACAUGCUUUUUUUUUUAAUUUAGCCUUAAUCUUUCUUCGUCUUUCAAAACGAAUUCAUCAUAAUAAAUAUGUCAUGGUUUUUCCAGCAACAACAGUUAAUAAUCGUCAUACACAUAACAUAGAAGUACCAAUUCGUUCAUUUGUUCAUCAUCGUCAACAUAGUCCUGAACAUAGUGGAAUAAUAAAUAUUGAUAAAGAAUAUUGUGAUAAACUUCGAUUAUUAUUUGAUCUUUCUCGUAGAUAUCGUCAUAGAGUAUCAUAUUAUCAUCCAAUAAUGCCAAGUAUUGAUGAUAAUGAAUUAAAAAAUGAUAUUGUAAAUGGACCAUCAUCACCACAAACAGAACGCCAAUCAUCAAGUUCUGGAGUUUUUUCUUUAAGAAGAAAACGUGAAUCAUUAUCACCAUAUUCUGAUAGCCAUAUCAAUGAUAAUCCAAAAUCUUUUAUAUUAUUAGAUCCAAAAAAUAAAUUUCUUUUUCAUAAUGUUUCACAUGAAAUUCAACAACUUCAUCCAAGUUGGGAACAAGGACGAAUUAAAGAUCUUGCAUUUGAAUAUAUUUUAGCUACACAAGAUCAAUGUGAUUAUUUAAUUAGAUUAUUUACACGUCUUGCAAACUUCGAUCGAACACAAGCAUUAAUUGAUGAUGAUAUUGUGCCACAAUCAAAAAAAUACAAAUCACUUCUUACAGUAAUUGAAAAGUUAUAUUUAGCUAUGGAUGAACUUGGAUUUUCACCUACCAAUGAACUUCAACGAGUUUUACUUGAAUUAUCAUAUCGUGUUAUGCCAUUUGAUCGAUUUGUUGCUGCUAUUGAUCAAAAUAUUCUUACAUUAACAGAAGAAUUUGUUUCACGAGUUAUUCUUGAAUUAGAUGAUGAUCCAGAAUCAUAUACAAUUAAAGAACAACUUAUUUUUAUGUUACCAAAUAUUAAUUCGGAUUUACAUUCACGGUUAUUUGCUUUAAUAAAGAAUGAUCGUGCUAAACGAACGACUGCGCAAUUACUUGUCACUCGAAGUUUUUCGACAGAUAAUAGACAUAGAAGUGCAAUAUCAUCGUCUUAUGCACAUGCAACUUCACAUGAAAUUCAAGUUGAUGAAAUGAUGGAUAUGAAUAGCAAUCAAAAUGGUACUAAUACUCAUAGUAGACUUGUCGAACAAGCUGUAGUCACUUUCUUUCGUGAUUGUAAUCAACGGGGAAUAUUGGACGAAGAUGAAAUGAGUCAAGUUAAAACUGGACUCUUUUCCUUGGCUUCAUCAGCAUCAUAA